ACCUCUGGAUCCGGUCCACCUGGGGUGGUACCGGAACUCAGAACCAAAAGAAGAAGAACCAGUUCCGGUUUUGUUAAGAUGUGUGCGGACCUUAGUUGGACCAACCGGACCCUGUUGGUCUGCGAUCGGUCCAGUUUCCUGGACCACAAGAACCGGGUCAGCUCUCAGGUGGAGCAGCUGCACUUCACCUACAAGGUAUCUCUACUGUUACCUGGGUGUAGCUCCACCCCCUCCUACCUGGACUCUGUAUUAAAGAGCUUCACCAGUUUCUACCUGAUCAGGAAGCUGCCAAUAUAUGAACUCCUGGACAAAGACUUCCUGAAGAGAGCCGUUUACCAGGGUGCUGUGUACGGCCUGUCCUUCAGGACACGGAUGGAUGAAGACAACUGUGUUGCUUUGAUGCCAAACGGACACCUGGUUCUGUCCCUGGACAAAGACUCGUUUGAGGUGUUGGGCUUUGAAGGGAAACCGUCCAGAUUCAACCACAGAUGGGUGGUCUCUGUGGAUCUGACAGACCGCAGCAUGGCUCCAGGUGGGCGGGGCUAUCUGAAGCUCCUGACAGGUCUGAAGUCCCGCCUUCAGCUGCAGACUGACUUCCUGCUGUCACAUCAUCCAGGGGGCGGGGCCUCUCUGCAGCCCCUCCUGUCUCGUUAUGAUUGGUCGGAGCACAAACCCGAGGUCAGCCGUCGCUGUCUGAACGACCUGACCUGCCCCUCCCCCCGGUCAUGUGACCCCCACAGCCUCCUGGAGUGGCUGGGGGCUGUGGACGCAGACGUCAGCAGUGAGAACUCGUCCAGCAGCUUCCUGUCUUCACUGGUGUGUCCUGAGGCCGACAGCAGGCUGCGUCACGCUCUGAGUGUGUGUGUCAGUGGUCUGCUGCUGCCGGACCACCUGCUGCGCCUCAUCCAGGAGCUCAGGUACCACCUGCAGCAGCCUCAGCUGGAGUCCUGGGUGUCCCUGACCGUCCACGGCUUCACCGACAGUCCUGUGUCCUGGGGGGACGGACAGCAGAGGGUCUCCAACGGAGGACACACCUUCUACAGCCUGAUGAUGUUCCAUGACCACACCUACCACCUGUACAGGUCCCCAGGGACCCCCCACACCGGUCCACCCUGAGGACAGACCCCUCACAGCUGUCCACCCUGAAGAAAGACCCCCACACCUGUCCACCCUGAAGAAAGACCCCCACACCUGUCCACCCUGAAGAAAGACCCCCACACCUGUCCACCCUGAAGACAGACCCCCACACCUGUCCACCCUGAAGAAAGACCCCCCACACCUGUCCACCCUGAGGACAGACCCCCCACACCUGUCCACCCUGAGGACAGACCCCCACACCUGUCCACCCUGAAGACAGA
Messenger RNA from Austrofundulus limnaeus, 1358 nucleotides. RefSeq names its product ribonuclease P/MRP 40 subunit (gene rpp40). Gene Ontology annotation, molecular function: ribonuclease MRP activity; ribonuclease P activity. The coding region runs from base 79 to 1116 and encodes 345 amino acids. The record is from RefSeq and is a predicted model, not a curated record. Gene Ontology annotation, cellular component: ribonuclease MRP complex; multimeric ribonuclease P complex. Gene Ontology annotation, biological process: endonucleolytic cleavage in ITS1 to separate SSU-rRNA from 5.8S rRNA and LSU-rRNA from tricistronic rRNA transcript (SSU-rRNA, 5.8S rRNA, LSU-rRNA); tRNA 5'-leader removal. NCBI's taxonomy places the organism in Eukaryota, Metazoa, Chordata, Actinopteri, Cyprinodontiformes, Rivulidae. The transcript has 8 exons.